UAAAGAAAAAAAAAGUGCUAGGUGAAAGAAAAAGAAGUCGAAAUAUUACAGUUAUAACGAACAUUUAUUAUUCCAUUAUUAAUUUUUUUUUUACAAUAUUAUUGUUUUUAAAUAAAAUCCAAUAAAGAUUUUUUUUUUUUUUUUAAAUAGAGAAUAAAUAAAAUUACUUCAGGAAAAUAAAUUUCUCGACAGAAAAAAUGAAUUUUACAAUUAAAAGUGGAAUAAUGAAGGGAAAGGAGAAAACAAUUGAAUUGGGUAAUGUUAAUUUAGGAAAAUUAUUAUUGGAUACACUAAAAAGCAAACCAAAUUUUGUAGGACAGAUUGAUGCAAUCACAGGCGAAAAAAUAAAUUAUGGACAAAUGGCUGAAAAAAGUGUUCAAUGUGGAAUUUGGUUUAAAAAAAAUGGUUUAAAUUUUAACGAUAUUGUAUUUACUUGUUGUCAAAAUCGAAUUGAUACGUAUAUUCCAAUUUUUGCAACAUUCUACAAUGGUGCUACAUUUGCAUUUGGACACAAAGGAAUUUUACCUCAAAGGACUAGAUAUCUUUUUGGUUUGCUGAAGCCAAAAUUUAUCAUAACCGAAGAAGAGGAAGUAAAAUUAUUUGCCGAAAUUGCUAAGGAAGAGAAAUUAAAUGUAAAAAUUGUGACCUUUACCAAAGUAACAGGUUAUUAUUAUUUAGAGGACAUUCUUAAAGAAUCGAAUUCUAAUGAAGUAUUAAAAUUUAUCUCAUUGCCACCACUAAAUCCAAAUGAUGAUUGUGUUUUACCAUUAACAUCCGGUACAACUGGUGAUUCAAAAAUUCUCGCCCACUCCUAUAAAAGUAUUAUGGAAGGUCUUUUAAUUAACAAUAGCCAAAUAGAAAUUAUUAAAAAUGACAUAUCAUUGAUUCAUUUUCCACUUUAUUGGGUAAUUGCCCUUAGGAUAAUGUUGGGCGAUAUUUUGAAUUUUACAACAAGAAUUCUUGUUAAUGAAACAAAUCACGAUUUACAUGAUGCUUUUAAAUUAAUUCAAAAAUAUAAGGUUACAAAAGUGAGAUUUACUCUCGGUAUGAUAUAUCGAUUAUUCAAAUGGAAUGAAAUAGAAAAAUAUGAUACAUCAUCGAUAAAAAUGAUAACAUUUAGUGGUUGUAAAUUGCCACCGGAAAUUUUUAAAUUUUUGAUAAAAGUAUUUAAAAAUAGCAUUGUUGAACAAAUAUAUGGUUCAACUGAAAUGACAAUUCCCAUGUGUCGUGGAAUAAUGAAUAAAAUAAAUUUAAAUUCCUGUGGUUAUUUAUAUCCAAAUAUGUCAAUGAAAAUAAUUGAUAUUAAAUCAGGUGAAAUAUUAGGACCAAAUAAAUCAGGUGAAAUUUGCUUUAAAUCCCGACAUUUAAUGAAGGGCUAUUAUAAAAAUCCAACAGCAACUAAAAAUGCUAUUGAUUCUGAAGAAUGGUAUCAUACUGGUGAUUUGGGUUUUUAUGAUGACAAUGGAUUAGUAUUUUUUCAAGGAAGAGUUAAAGGCAAUACAAUCAAAUUAAAUGGUGAAAUUGUACCACUUUGGCUUAUUGAACGUGCUUUAAUUUGUAAUUCAGAAGUUUUAGAAGCAUGCGCUUUAUCUGAUGGUGAUGAGAAUUUUACAAAUUUAAAAAUUAUUGCAUUUGUUGUUCUUUUACCAGGUUCACAGAUUACAGAAAAUGAACUCAGUGAAAUUAUUAAAAAUUUUACUGAUAUUAAAUUGCCAAUUACAGUGAAAAUUGUUGAUUCAAUGCCAGUGACAUACAAUGGAAAAAUUAAAACCAGUGAACUUUUAAUGCAAAUUAAAAAUAAGUGAUAUAA
Leptopilina boulardi is the source of this 1810-nucleotide messenger RNA. RefSeq lists its product as uncharacterized. The transcript is spliced from 8 exons. The record is from RefSeq and is a predicted model, not a curated record. Bases 198 to 1805 code for a protein of 535 amino acids. Gene Ontology annotation, biological process: long-chain fatty acid metabolic process; fatty-acyl-CoA biosynthetic process. Gene Ontology annotation, molecular function: long-chain fatty acid-CoA ligase activity. Lineage: Eukaryota; Metazoa; Arthropoda; Insecta; Hymenoptera; Figitidae.